AUAAAGUAUUAAACAGACAAAGUUUCUCCGUUGUCGAUUACAACUUGUGUAUUCCAUCCAGUUUACUGAUUAGCUGAAGUGCAAUAAAACCAUUGGAAUAUUAAGUGUACAACCACAGAAAAGAAGAUAAAAGUUAUACGGGAAUAAAAUCCAGUUGCGGUUUGAAGUUCUAACUACGCAGACUACUAAACAAAGCAAAGUCACAACAAAAUGGCCUCCUUUCGUUUGGGUCCACUGACGCACUCUGUGCCAAUGUCACUAUUCCGCAAAAACCGAGAGAAAUUGUGCGCUGCACUGAAGCAACAUAGUUCUAUUAAACCAAAAGCUCAUGUUUUACUGGCUGGCGGCGACGAUGUUAGCUUCAACGAUACGGAUGUGAGUUAUCCUUUCCGUCAGGAGUCCUAUUUCCAGUAUUUAUUUGGCGUCAAGGAGCCUGGUUGCUAUGGUGUACUGAAUAUUCAUACUGGCAUAUCCAAUUUAUUUGUGCCGCGUUUACCAGAAGAGUAUGCCACUUGGAUGGGAAAAUUGUAUACAUGUGAGGAAUUCAAACGAAUGUAUGAGGUAGAUGAGGUGCGUUAUGUGGACGAAUUAAAUUCAUUCUUCGCGAGCGCACAACCUUCCGUCAUACUGACAUUGAGUGGGCUCAACACGGACAGUGGCAUAGUAUCCAAACCAGCACGUUUUGAAGGGAUCGAAAAGUAUAUUGUCGAUUGUGAAAUAUUGCAUCCAGUGAUAGCUGAAUGUCGCGUCAUCAAGUCAGCCGAGGAGAUUGAGGUUUUGCGUUAUGUCGCAAAAGUGUCUUCCGAUGCGCACAUACGUGUCAUGCAAUUUAUGCGUCCAGGACGUUCAGAGUAUGAAGGUGAGGCUGUAUUUUUGCAUCACGCCUACGCUGUUGGUGGCUGUCGGCACGCCUCGUACACUUGCAUUUGUGGUAGUGGUGUGAAUUCAGCGGUGCUGCACUACGGUCACGCGGGUGCACCAAAUGACGGGCCAGUACGUGAUGGUGACAUGUGCCUAUUCGACAUGGGCGCAAAUUAUUGCGGUUAUGCGGCUGAUAUAACCUGCAGCUUCCCAGCAAAUGGCAAAUUCACCGAAGAUCAAAAGUUUAUAUAUAAUGCCGUCUUGGCUGGGCGAAACGCUGUGCUGACGGAAGCACGCGAAGGCGUCUCUUGGGUGGAUAUGCACAAGUUGGCGUGUCGUGUUAUGCUAAGAAAGUUGAAAGAAGGUGGCAUGCUUAAAGGUGAAGUAGAGGAUAUGCUUGACGCUGGUUUGGCGGGCAUUUUCCAACCACACGGUCUGGGUCAUUUACUCGGUUUGGAUGUGCACGAUGUUGGUGGCUACCUAACAGGGCACCCAGAACGCCCAGCUGAACCAUGGCUGUGUAAAUUGCGUUUCGCACGCACUUUGAAAGCGGGCAUGUACGUAACCGUCGAACCGGGUUGCUACUUCAUUGAAUAUCUAAUGGAUCGUGCACUUGCCGAUCCCAAUCUGAACAGGUUCAUCGUGAAAGAAGUGUAUGAACGUUUCCGCAAAUUCGGCGGUGUCCGCAUAGAAGACGAUGUCCUGAUUAAAGAUGUCGGUUGUGAGAAUUUCGCCAAAGUACCACGCACCGUGGAGGAAAUCGAGCAGACCAUGGCUAAUCGCAAGGAAUAAGCAAGCUGUUGCCUGGCAAGCAAUUAUCUAGCAAUUUAUAUAUCGAUUGUUUCGUGUAGAUUAGAUUGUUGUGAAUGAUUUACACUUGUAUACCUUAAAUGAAA
Molecule: messenger RNA, 1757 nt
Organism: Bactrocera tryoni
Lineage: Eukaryota; Metazoa; Arthropoda; Insecta; Diptera; Tephritidae
Gene: Dip-C
Product: xaa-Pro dipeptidase
Exons: 2
Coding region: 211-1653 (480 amino acids)
Molecular function (GO): manganese ion binding; metalloaminopeptidase activity
Source: RefSeq, a predicted model, not a curated record